AAUACAAACAAUAUGAACGAAGAUGAAGCGGUCCUUCAAGGCCCAUGGACCUUUGAGGAGACGUUGGGCUUCUUGUGGAGUAAUGCGAGCCCUUGGGACUAUGGUCUCUCGCUAGUUAAGCCUUCUGAUCUGUACGGACGACAGACAGCACUAGCGUUUUCAGUUUCCGGGUUGAAUGCUGAUGACGGAUGAUCAAAACGCCGACGGCGACGAACCAUGCAGACCUGAAAACGUAGUUCGAGCUGGCGAUUCGAAGCAUCGAAACGCCGAGGACGAAGAAUCGUGCAAACUUGAAAAUGCGGUGCAAAACGGGAAUUCUCCCCUCGGGAAGGAAGAGGAAGAGGAAGAGCUGCGAAGGCUUCUGGUGCCAGAUCCUUGCGAUCUUCCCAUGGAUCCUCCUUCUGCUGUAGAGUCUAACUUCGUUGCCUAUUUCGCUCCAGAUUUUAUCAAGCCAGGGCACGAUCAAUAUGUUUAUCGCCAUGCCAAUGGAUUGUGCGUAAUUGGCUUGGCUUCAACACAUGUGGCUCUAAAGGAUAAAGGAGUGACGACCGUUGAUUUCAAUGUCGGAAAGUCUGAUCGGAGUGCAAUUAAGGUCACUGGAAAACGGAAGAAGAAUGCACAACACUUUGAGCCCAACUCAGCUUUGUGUAAAGUGCUCACUUCUGAUACUUCUCCCUAUAUUGUGAGGUGCUGUGUAAAAGGCUCCUUACUGGAAGUGAAUGAUAGGUUAAUGAAGCAGCCUGGAUUGCUGAAUACAUCAGCAGACCGAGAAGGAUACAUUGCAAUUAUCAUGCCAAAACCAGCUGAUUGGUUGAAGAUCAAGGCAUCAUUACUAGGCCUUGAGGAGUAUAGAAAAUUGAGAGGACUUUGCUGAAGAACUGAAAUGCACGAUAUGGGAUUUUGCCCAUUCAUCCAUGGAUUUGAGUGUGAAUUUUCUUUCUGGUGAUCCAAAAAAAGGAUGGAUAUUAACAUUCCCAACAUUUCUGGAUGUCAAGGUAGAACAUUUGUCAUUAUUGUAAAUUAUUUCUCUUUUACAUCUAUUACCGAAAGAAUGUAGGCAAUGGGCUUGUCUCAUCGCUACCAACUUGUUCUACCACAUUUUUGUAUCUUAAUAAUUAUGUUUUUUCUUUCCCCCACCA
Messenger RNA from Malania oleifera, 1139 nucleotides. RefSeq lists its product as uncharacterized. Gene Ontology annotation, cellular component: nucleus. Bases 176 to 874 code for a protein of 232 amino acids. The transcript is spliced from 6 exons. Lineage: Eukaryota; Viridiplantae; Streptophyta; Magnoliopsida; Santalales; Ximeniaceae. The record is from RefSeq and is a predicted model, not a curated record.